This is a messenger RNA of Ylistrum balloti, 1578 nucleotides long. Its product is annotated as glucose-6-phosphate isomerase-like. The transcript has a single exon. NCBI's taxonomy places the organism in Eukaryota, Metazoa, Mollusca, Bivalvia, Pectinida, Pectinidae. The record is from RefSeq and is a predicted model, not a curated record. Gene Ontology annotation, biological process: gluconeogenesis; glucose 6-phosphate metabolic process; glycolytic process. Gene Ontology annotation, cellular component: cytosol. Gene Ontology annotation, molecular function: glucose-6-phosphate isomerase activity; carbohydrate derivative binding; monosaccharide binding. Bases 1 to 1578 code for a protein of 525 amino acids.
AUGGCAGUUGAAUAUAAGAAUCUCACAGAAUGUUCCCGCUUUAAGGCUUUGCAAAAGUGCAAUAUGUUUUCUUUUGAACAUUUCAGCGAGGAACGUAUACGAAAGUACAAUGUGAAAGGUGCUGAAUAUCAAUAUAACUACGCAGCAAAGCAGGUUGAUGAUAGUAUUCUAUCCUUAUUAUUCGAAUUGGCACAAGAACAGCAGGUAAAGGAAAAGUUUACGAAACUUGCAAAUGGUGAAACAAUGAAUACGGGCGAAAAGCGCAUGGUCUUGCAUCACGCACUUCGCGGUCAGCUUGAUACUGCAGUGGUACAGGACGGAAGAGAUUACCAUGCUUUUUACCGAGAAGAGCGAGAGCGCUGUGCUGAUUUUGCUGAGAAAGUGCAUAGCGAGCAGAUAACAGGGAGUACUGGGAAACCCUUCCGUACGUUCAUUCAGAUAGGGAUAGGGGGUUCAGAUCUAGGCCCCAGAGCUAUAUACCUAGCUCUUAAGCCCUAUGUAGACAGCAUUGAAGGCAAUGCCACAAGAAGAAAAGUCGGAUUUAUCAGUAAUGUAGACCCCGAUGAUGCUGCUGUUCAAUUAGCAGAUGCCGAUCCAGAGCACACUCUGUUUAUUUUAGUAUCAAAAAGCGGGACGACACAAGAAACCCUCACCAAUGCAGCGUUAGCAUUGGAUUGGCUUAGCAGAGGGGGUAUUCGUGAUCCAAAAAAACACAUGGUCUGUGUAACUUCAGAAAGUAGCCCGCUUGCUCAAUCGAGUGAAUAUCUAGAUUCUUUUUUUAUUGACGAUUAUAUAGGAGGUCGCUAUUCGGUAAGCAGCGCAGUGGGCCUUUGCAUACUGUUUCUAGCCUUUGGAAAAGAAGUUCCUAGUCAAUUUUUAGAUGGCAUGCAUGCAGCGGAUGCUCUUAUAUACAAGGCAGGGGUAGAGAGUAACCCUGCUCUUAUCGAUGCCUUAAUAGGUGUCUACGAAAGAAACAUUCUAGGCUACCCCUACACGGCAGUGCUUCCUUACAGCCAGGCAUUGCACCGCUUUCCGGCACAUUUACAGCAGUUAGAUAUGGAAAGCAAUGGCAAGCAGAGCAACAGAAGUGGAGCCGCUCUCAAUUACAGUACGGGCCCGGUUAUUUUUGGAGAACCUGGUACCAAUGGACAGCACAGUUUUUAUCAGCUCCUCCAUCAGGGUACAGAUAUAGUGCCACUGCAAUUCAUAGCCUUUGCGCAAUCCCAAAUAGGCAGAGAUAUAGAAUACGCAUCAUCUACAAGUCAAAAAAAAUUACUUGCAAAUCUUGCCGCACAAAUUAUUGCAUUUACCAUGGGAAAGGCAAGUGAAAAUCCUCACAAGGUAUUUAAGGGAGGAAGGCCCGCAAGUGUUCUUUAUGCAAAAAAAUUGCUACCAUCUGUACUUGGUGCCUUGCUGUCUCAUUUUGAGAAUAAAGUGAUGUUUCAGGGCUUUCUGUGGAAUAUUAAUUCUUUUGAUCAGGAAGGGGUGCAACUAGGGAAGGUGCUUACAGAUACAGUACUCAAUAAUCAAGCAUCUCCCCUCCUACGUAGCAUGGCCGAUCUUCUCUUUGAGGGCUAG